GUCAAUAAAUGUAAUGAAUGUUUAAUAAAGAAUUAUUUAAACCGUGCUUGUCCCAGCGACAAAACCAUGGCUCCGACUUUAUACAUGAUUCAAGCGAGCCCUCCAGUGCGAGCAGUUUUGAUUACGGCCAAAGCCAUCGGGCUUGAUUUGAACCAAAAAGACAUCAAUUUUUUUCAAGACGAACAUUUGAAACCACAUUUUCUUAAAUUGAACCCUCAACACACUAUCCCCACGUUGGAAGAUGAGGACGGUUUCGCAGUUUGGGACAGUCAUGCAAUUAUGACUUAUCUCGUUUCAAAAUAUGCAAAGGACGAUUCUGUUUAUCCACAAGAUAUUAAAAAGCGAGCGGUUGUAAACCAGCGACUGUUUUUUGAAUCCGGAGUAAUUUUUUUCCACAUGAGGAAUAUCGCUCGAUCGCUUCUUGUUCAUUGCCAAAACUUUAUUAACGAGGAUGAUAGGGAUGGUAUGAUUGAAGGUUUUGGUUUAUUGGAAAAGCUUCUAGAGGGGAAAAAAUGGGCUGCUGGUGAUUUUGUCAGUCUUGCUGAUUAUAGUUUAAUUUCGUCAGUUGGUACCGCUGUAACUAUUAUACCAGUAGACUCGGAGGAAUACCCUAAUUUGACUGCUUGGAUGAAAAGGUGUGAGGAAUUGCCAGAGUAUGCAGCCAAUGCCAAAGGCUUGAAAGAAGCCGCCGAAAUGCUUAAACUUAGACUAACCAGAAAGUGAAGUGUUAACAAUUAAUAAAAAUAUAUAAAUAAACAAACACAGUUUUA
Messenger RNA from Tribolium castaneum (red flour beetle), 770 nucleotides. RefSeq names its product glutathione S-transferase 1. Lineage: Eukaryota; Metazoa; Arthropoda; Insecta; Coleoptera; Tenebrionidae. Gene Ontology annotation, molecular function: glutathione transferase activity. The transcript has 3 exons. The record is from RefSeq and is a predicted model, not a curated record. The coding region runs from base 67 to 723 and encodes 218 amino acids. Gene Ontology annotation, biological process: glutathione metabolic process.